Molecule: messenger RNA, 1589 nt
Organism: Gracilinanus agilis (Agile Gracile Mouse Opossum)
Lineage: Eukaryota; Metazoa; Chordata; Mammalia; Didelphimorphia; Didelphidae
Gene: FYTTD1
Product: forty-two-three domain containing 1
Exons: 9
Coding region: 53-1000 (315 amino acids)
Biological process (GO): mRNA export from nucleus
Molecular function (GO): mRNA binding
Source: RefSeq, a predicted model, not a curated record
UCGAGACGCAGGCCUUCCCCAGUGGCAAGUUCCUGUGAAGACACUUAGGGCCAUGAACGGGUUCGGCGUCGGGAUGGCGGCCGCGGUGGCAACUCCGCCGCCGUUGAAGACCAGCAGCCACGAAAACCUCGAUAAGAUUGAUAUGUCUCUGGAUGACAUCAUCAAGUUGAAUAAGAAGGAAGGAAGAAAGCAGAAUUUUCCAAAAUUGAAUAGAAGACUUAAACAUACUGGUGCCCGGCAAUUCAGAAUGAGAGUAGCCAGAUGGGGACUACAACAGCAGACUGGUUUUGGUAAAAAUGGUUUGGGCCGAAGAGGAAGAAUGGGCCCUGGAAAAAGACGUUAUGGAGUUAUCACUGGCCUGGCAGCUCGGAAAGCAAAUGGAGUUCGUAAAGGAAUUAGUCCUAUUAAUCGACCACCUCUCAGUGAGAAGAACAUACAGCGAUAUUAUCCAAUGUUAAAAAGGAAGACAAACCUUCAGAGGCAAAAUGACAUGCAGAGGAAACCAAUCCCAGUUCUCAGGAGGCCUAACCAGUUAAGCAGAAGGAAUAAUGCUCCAGUCAAUUUCACCAGGAAUGGAACUAAAUUAAAUCAGCAAAAAGACACACGUCAAGCAACUUUUCUUUUCAGAAGAGGCCUAAAGGUUCAGGCCCAGCUACAUCCAGGACAACUGUUAGACAAACCAACAGCGAAGAGAACUCGUCAAUGGCGGACUUCAACCACAAAUGGAGGAAUUUUGACUGUAUCCAUUGACAAUCCUGGAGCAAUUCAUCCUUCAGUAGCUCAGAGAUCCCGAUUAACUCGUACUCCUAUACCAUCAUUUUUGAUGAAAAGGGAUCAUCCUGAAGAGAAGAAGAUACCCAAAGGAGUCCCCUUACAAUUUGACAUAAACAGUGUCGGGAAACAGACUGGGAUGACUUUGAAUGAACGAUUUGGAAUCUUAAAGGAACAAAGAAUUGCUCUCACUCAGAACAAAGGAAGCCGCUUUGUAACUGUGGGAUAGAUCCUUUGUCAAGGGGACAUUUAUUUGAAUGACAGCUACUUGUCUGAAAAGUUGAGUUGACAGAAGAAAAUGUGUCCCAGAAAUUCCAUGGAACUUUGUUUCAAUACUGACGAAUCUAAAUAACUUUACUGCUUUUACUUUGGAAUAGCUUUUUUUUUUUUUUUUUUUUUUUUUUAAAUAUAUGAAGUAAUCCCCUGAGAUAAUACCAGGGAAAUUCUGAUCUGUUCUUAAAGGUGUCCUUUUUGGUCUGACAGAAAAUUCUACAUGGACUUAAUUGGAUGAUAAGGGGUAGCAUUCUUCUUUGGUUCCUCAUGCCACAUAUGUGCAACAGACCUAUAGAAGUUAAUUAUUUUUGUGAUAGUACUAUUUGAUAUCCUUUCUUUCCUCUACCCAUUCAUAUUGCUUAGACAUAUCCAUUGUAAAUCUUUCUUUUCUGAUUGGCACUUGACACGGAAUAGAUUUCAUCAGCAGAAGUACAAAAAAAAUCCAUCGAGAAAUUUAUAAUUUCAGAAUUUGCAUGUUACCUGAAACUUGUUAUUUUUGCCUCAGUUGAGGUUUUUUAGGCAGUGGGUCCAUAACAAAAGGUAAA